AUGUCCUCUUUAAACCAUCCUUAUAACUUGUAUGGGAAUGGUCAAGGUGAUGAAGGUCUUGACCAGUUGUCUCAAGCUUUGAAUAAGUUGAUUGAGGAGGCUAUAGGUAACGCUAAUAAGUCCCUUGAUGAACGCGAAUCCAAGCUUCUUUGCCGUGGAAAACCUACUGAUAAACCUUCUGACUCCUCCUCUUCUGACCCCUCUGUCCAGCCCUGUUGUAAGAAGCAGGAUGCUGAAAUUGAAAAAGCUAAAAAUGAACUUAAAACUAAACAGUCUGAAUCUACGCAAUCUGAAGACUCUAAAAAGAAAGAAAUUGCUGCCCUAAAAUCUCAAAUCAAAAAAGCCGAAGAUGCUAAAAAUGACUGUGCUAAGACCCAUUACCUCCCUGAGGAGGAGAGGCAGAAGGGAUUGGAGGAAGUGAGGCAGCAGAGAGAAAUUGUUGAGAAGCUUAAGAAAUUUGCUGAAGAACUUGAUAAAACUAAUAAUAAUAAUAUUUUAACGCAUUUAUGUUCCGGCCUCGAAACCUUCCUCGGCUUCAACCCUGACUCCAAAGGCUACGAUGGCAGUGGGAUUGUCUACUCUGACCUUGACAGGCUGUGUGACGGGGUGAUGGGAUUUUUGAGUGGUGUGCUUGAGGGGGUGAAAAACGAAAAUGAAGUGACAACUUAUGAUAAUUACAUCAGUGGAGAGGAUAAAAAGCUUAAAAGUGUACUUGACACCUUAACUAAACAAAUUGGCUCCGGGCGUGAUGGGCUUGUGGAUGCUGUCGGCGCGGUGAGGGAGUGGUUGGAGGGGUAUGAAGGUGAAAUGAAAACGAGAACAAAAACAGUGACUGGGCCAUUAGAUACAACAAUUCGUGACAUAUAUCAAUCUGCGGAAUAUAUCAAAACACUGCGUAGUCAAGAAUAUGAUGCCGUCUCAGAUAAGUUAGCAGACUGGGCUGACUCUGUCAAUAGCUUAGUGACACAACCGAAAUCUUCAUUAGAUUCACUUAGAGAUUUAGAUCCUAACCUAAAAAAUAAGUUAGAAACCAACGUCUGCGUAAUUUUUAAUAGUGUUAAUACAUUUGUAGAAUCCACGAAACUUGACUAUAGCGACUUGGUGGCGGUAGCCAGUAGUGUCGAUAGAGACCUUACAACGCUUGAAAGUCAGAUUAGUAGCACAGUUACAGAGCAGGUCAGGGUACUUAAGGAAACGGUGACUAAGGGUAUUGACGGUCUUCGUAUGCUAGUAAAAGAAGAACUUGAGAGGAAGGUUAAGCUUUUGACUGACACAGUCUGGAAGUUGCACACUGUUCGACAAAACAUUAAGAAGUCCGUUGAUGUUAUUAAUGGAAAAUUUGAUGAAAAAGAUACCUCUCCAAAUACGGCCUUGGGGGCUGCCAGUUUGGCGCAAAAUAUUGUCACUAAUGCUGCGACGCUCCGAGAUGAUGAUCUUGGCAGUUUGUGGGCGGAAAUACAGUUGGCGCUUACUGGGCUUACCGAUGGGAUUGCAGAUAAGGAAGGUAAUCAAGGUCACUUAAAUGACAUCGUUACUUCUGUAGGAGAGUACGCAACUAAUUUCGAGGAGACAUUCAAACAAUCAAUCAAUGAUGCGGUUACGGCGAUUGUUGACGAAGAGCCGGUGAAACAGUAUUUGUAUUCGUAUGUUAGCGGGAACAACCACGCAAAAAAAUUCAAGGGCCGUUUUACCGCUGCCGAUAAUGAUGCUAUUCUCAAGGUAUUCCUUUCAAUCGUUCAAAAAAAUAUUAAAGCAGCACUAACUGCUAUUAAAGCCAAUCCAAAGCCUGGAUCUCAAUCCACUGUAGAUGGCCAUUUACAAAACGUUCAUAAGUAUCUUAGCAACUACGCGGAGCAAGUAAUACAUAAAGUUGCAGAUGUAGUAGGGAAAAUUCAAAGUGAUUUGCAAGAUGGCUACGAUCUACAGAUGACCGAUGUAUCCGAAUCAGGCUAUAAUCCGUAUCUCAAGUGGGGGGUAGAAGCCGCCCUAACUGAGUUACAGUCGCUUGCGAAAGGCGCGGAAAUAGAAAUUCAACGAUUCAAAUCAGAGAUAAAUAUGGGAAAGUUGACAGCUGCUAUCGACGGUGUUAAAGCACUAGGCGAAGAACUUAAAAAAUUAGUUGAGAAACCAUUGAUCGAAAAAAUUCAAACUAAGCUUAACAACGAUGUGUCAAUGCCUGCCGAAAAAAUAAAGCAAGGACUUGCUUAUGUUAUCGACUCAGUUAAUAUGGAGCUCAGAAACAUUAGCGCUAUCCUAGAAGACAAGAAAGAUAAAAACGAUAAACACGACAAAAAGCUGGUCGGUGUGAAGAAUCAGAUUGAUGAAAAGACCAACGAACUAAACCAACAAGUGACCUCUACCCUGGAUGCACAAGUUAGAACAUUAAAAGAAGGCACGCUAGAGAAAGCCACUAAUCUCUGCCAAUCCACAAUCACCUCAAAAGUUACCAGCGAUAGUGCCACCGCCAAGAGAAGCAUUAAACAGGAGGCCCUGAGAAUGUUUGCGGACACCAAAGAGAAAGAGUUGGAGGCGCUCAAAGGAUUGGUCACUCAGAAAUAUACAGAAAUUGGUGAAAUUAUUCAGCAAGAUCUGGAAAGCGGAUUGAAGGGAAUGAUGGGCAAAAUGAAGGCGAAUGAUACCUAUCUCGACACGCUACAAAAACAAACGGAAAUACGAACAGCCACCACCCAAGUCAGAAUGUAUUUAGAAGAGUUGCUCCAAUACGUCGAAGAUCAAGUUAAAAUCUCAACGGCACAACAAACGAAGAAAGACACUGUUGCAUCCACCAAAAUUGCUAACGUGAAAACCAUGCUCGGCCUUUCGCUCGACGACCUCUCCUCCUCGAAUCACUUUGAUCAUACAUUCUCCCGUAAUCUCGCUGAUUUUACUAAUACACUUAGCGCACUGCAGCCAUCCACGUUCGCUGGUCAUAAUCAUCCGGAGUUGCCUGAUGCCAUGAAAGGUGGACUUCGCAAAUUGAUUGGUGAACUUGGGAGGGCGUACGUCAGUAGGUACGAGGGCUCGCCGGCAAUCGGUCAGUGGUUGAUAAAAGACCCUAAUAAGGAAAGCGCUCAAAAAGUGCAGGACUACGAUCAAAAUAUGAUUCUGACGACAAAUGGGAAGAAUUGCGCGAAGGUGUUUUUGACUUGCGCGACGAUGCUGUUCGAUCAGCUUCAUCAGCUGUAUUACGAGGGUGGUCAUACCUUCAGAGAGUGCCGAAUGCAGAGUGAAGAUAACAACGCGGCGUUGAGAGAUUUCUUAACACAAUGUGGUUACGACGUUAAGAAUCUCAUAACUAAGGACGAUACCGGUUGGAAUGUCUCGAUGAAAUUAAGCAAAGGCUUCCGUAAACACAAAGAAUUUAAUAAGUAUCCCAACGAUUUUACUUCGCUGAAGGCAUGCGCUGAUAACUUCAGAGAACAGGGGGGCAUCUUAAGUAGAUUGUUCACCCACCUACACGAAUACUACGAAGUAUGCCACUACGGUACCAUGUUCGCCACCAAGCAACCGUCGAGCGUAUACCAAAUGCUUCUAUGGUUGUCCGGUUUUCCAUACAAUCCCGUCUACCAACCGUUGUCAUUUAACGGAUUCAGUGAGCUGUUUGAGAAGGAGGAGAACAACGCUGCUAACAGUGAGGGGGACGACAUCUUGCUUGAAACCGACGACGCCAAUACACUGCCUGCUCACCCGGAAGACAUCACCGUUGGAGGAAUAUCUGGCAUGCUGACGGAAGUAUGCCAUCAGGCUCACGACGUACUUACAUCUAUACUUGGCCAUGGACACGCGGACGGAAUAUACGCGGUGGACUUCAACACUAAUUCGCAAGGGUUCUCGUACCCCUCUCGCUACGGUCAAUGCAUUGAUAUGCUAGUAGACAUACUGCAUCGCAUUUACCAGCAGCUCUACUUCGUAUACUGCCAAUGCUGCAACGACGAAAUUUGUUCCGGGUGGCGGGGUUGUUUGUAUGGCAAUGCAAUCGGUGGGUCAGAUUGGAAGUGCAACUCAAAGCAAUGCGCUGACCAAAAGUGUAACCAAAAGGUCAACCAAAACUGUGACCAACACCCUAAGUGCGGUGUAAAAUCCCCAUUACAGUCAUACUUAGAAGAUGGUUUGCCUGGCUUCUUACCGCAUUCAUUUAAGAAACCAGGUUGUAAAUUGGAAUGCACGGUGUCCAACCAUCGCGGCAUACCGUGUAAGACACCGAUGGGAUUCAAUGAAAUCAGCGUUAUGGCAUCGCAUACUAAAAACGGUGAACAUCUUUGGAAGGUGCUUGAUGAAUUUUGUGGAAAGCAGGAUAGUCCACUUACGAAGCUUUGUGGUUACUUCACGUGUAUUAUGCAGAAACCGCCGCAAUCGCUGGGUGAUGUAUACGCGUAUUAUUAUAGUUAUCUCGCGAAUUGGACCGGCAAUUAUUAUGGUGUCAAAUCUGAGCUGUUGCAUACUCAACAGGCAUACACCGAUGCAGUCACUGAAGCUUAUUUCGGCAAUGGGUAUGAAUCUCUUGCUCCAAGUGCAUUGUGCAGUAACAGUGGGCACAAAACAGCCCAUUCCGAUGGCAAUCUGCUGAGUAUAACAAACUGUCAUUCGGUCUCCCAUAAGCCAUGUGGUCUUUACGUGCAGCCACUGACAUUGAACACCUACAGCUAUUACUCAUCUAAGCAUAAGACCAAUCACCUGUCUUGGAUCGUGUACAUCACGGAAACAUUUUACGACCUGUUGAAGAAACUGUACGACGACUGCUGCGGAACGUGUAAGAAGCCUGGCAGCAGAUGCUAUGACAAAUGCUGUACUAAUGGAUGUGAGGUAAAGAAGGCAUAUGCAGCAAUAGAGUCAAAGAGUGAAGACAAUGAGGCAAAGAAGCUUGACGACAAGAAUCACAACAAAGAUUGCAAGUCAAUCGUCCACUGCCGCAACACGCACCCUAAUCUGUAUAAAUACGGAUUCACAUUCGGCAACGCGUUGGGUCUCAGUGGCAUCGGAAAUAAUACAGCUACGCAGAGGACGUGCAAAGAUUUCUGUGAAGCGUUGAAAUUGAUGCUAGGAGAGAAAUCUGUGCUUAUUGAAUUACGCAAACAAAUCGAUCAAUUCUUGUGGGAUAUCAGGACGCCAUUCUCGUAUCUUGUAUUAGCCCUCUGGCUCCUCUCUCUGUUGUACCUCCUCCACAUCAUGGUCAUCCGCCUAGACCUGCUCCACAUCAAAUCGCAUUUGCAUAGUCCCUCAUCACAUCGCAUAGCUGCCCAAUCACUGCUCGCUGCUGGACGUGUUAACAAGCUUAACAGGGUGUUUUAUCUGCAACCAUAA
Molecule: messenger RNA, 5301 nt
Organism: Babesia bigemina
Lineage: Eukaryota; Apicomplexa; Aconoidasida; Piroplasmida; Babesiidae
Exons: 2
Coding region: 1-5301 (1766 amino acids)
Source: RefSeq, a predicted model, not a curated record